Messenger RNA from Neodiprion virginianus, 4852 nucleotides. Its product is annotated as rabphilin-3A. NCBI's taxonomy places the organism in Eukaryota, Metazoa, Arthropoda, Insecta, Hymenoptera, Diprionidae. The record is from RefSeq and is a predicted model, not a curated record. Gene Ontology annotation, biological process: intracellular protein transport. The transcript has 12 exons. Bases 709 to 2937 code for a protein of 742 amino acids. Gene Ontology annotation, molecular function: small GTPase binding.
GCUCUUUCGAUCUCGGCUCUCAGGUCUGCAACCACCUGCCGCACGGCAGUGGCGAACUCCGCGUACGAGUAGACGCGUCUCGGCUUUCUCUCUCUCUGGGAGGGAGACCAGUCGAAUUUCCGGGAGAAUCUAUACCGCAGAAGGAAGAUCAAGAUAGACGGAAAUCGAAUGAAACAAGGCCCUCACUGUCAGUCGAAAGAUAUAAUUGUCGUUAAAUUCAAUAUAGAUGGCGGAAUAAUAAACCUACUCUUGUCGGGUGCCACGCCGGGAUGCUGGAGCGAAUCCAUUGAGACACCCUAUCGUGAAUGACGUAGCAGCCCGGAGAAAACUCUCCCUGGCCUCGAAUCCGCCGCAGGGUCCAAGGGUCAGGGUCAUCCGCCCGGCUCCUCCGAGGGAAAAUAGGUCACCCGGGCAAACCCCACCUACUUUCGGGGCCGACACGGUUUCGCCACUGACAACAACACCCAUCGACGCUUCGUGAUAGAUGAUGUGCGAAUUAGCGAGAUCAUGCAUCUCGGAGGCGUGAAUCCUGCAGCCGUGGGGAUUUGGCCAAUGCUCUCCGGCUACGACAAGCUAGACUUUGCCAAGUCGCGGAGUCCCGAAGUUCAGGACCUGGUCCAAGGAACACUUUUUUGAGGCUUCAACCCAUCGCCGAGAAACCGGAUCGAAGAUGGUUGAUCUCGGGGAUACUGGAAGCAGGGGUGGCAGAUGGGUUUGUCCAAACGACAGGCAUCUUGCCCUAAGAGCAAAAUUGCGUACCGGAUGGUCUGUGAAGACAGGGUCACUGGAUUACAGAAGCGACUAUCCUUCCGGGCCACAAGUUACCCUUACGGAGGAGGAACGCUGCACCAUUAUAGAGCUUCAUUUGCAGAUUUUGUCAGUAACACGUGUCACCAACAAAAGUCGAUUAACCCCGAAACGGUUAUUCGUAGAGCGGAAGCGCUGGAUUUAUCGGAACAGGAGCGAGUGGGAAGAUUGGUCGACAGGCUGGAGAACAUGAAGCGUAAUUGCGUGAGUGCCGGAAACUUGUCUGGAAGUGCAGACACCUCGCACAGUCGAUAUUCUUGCGCAUUAUGCGGUGAGAAAUUCACUGUUCUUGGAGCUGGUCCGGCGAUCUGCAAGGAUUGUCGCAAGCACAUUUGCCAGAAAUGUGGUAUUGAAGCAACGAUGGUGUCGUGCGGAUCACAGAUUGGCUUUGCGCAAAAUUCCCAACGACCCAGGCUAUUCCUCUGCCGAAUCUGCUCGGAAACCAGAGAAAUGUGGAAAAAAAGUGGCGCCUGGUUUUUCAAAGGACUUCCGAAAUACGUUCUACCCGAUAAGAAACUCGAGCGUGGCAGACCGAGACGCACCUCGAGAGCAUCGUCGUGGGCUGUUGUCAACAACCUGAGGUCCCUGGAGUCUCUGGAGCCAGAUUCAUCUUCUGACGAAGACGCGGGUCGUCGCUUGGCGAUGAGCCGUUCGCUCGGAACUCACGAGGCUUCAUCGCCAACGCCAACUUUGGCUGAGGAGAAGAACAAUCGAUCCUCGACGCCAGUUUUUGGGCCAAGAGGCGACGCUUACAGUCGGCAGAAUUCCGGAAACGCGGGAGAUUACAGUAACGGCCUUAGAUCGGCUUCUGCUACCGAUGUCGGUCAGAGUCAAUUUUCCUCCACUGCAUCUGUGCAACCGCUUCCCUCGCCACGAGGUUCAGGUCAUGGAAUGCAAGGCCGGAACUCUGGGCAAGGAUUUCAGUCCCAGUUUAUGAACGAGCAUCGUCAGACAUCCGCGGACCAACUUAACAGCAAUCAGGUACACAGCUUCAGGAAAGACUCCAUAGAGUCGAGCAGCAGCCAGGGGCUCAUGAUGUUGGAUCAAAAUCAGAGUCACAGUCUACUCCACUAUCACGAAAUGGAUCCGGAGAUCCUGGUCGUGAACAACGAGGGUCCGAUCAACAAUCAGAACCAUUCCGAGGCUCUGCAGCAAAUAGUACGGGGACUAGCUGCGGCAGCGGGGGAUGGAUACGGGACACUGGAAGUCUCAUUGCUAUACGACCCCGCGGCACAGUACCUCCAGUGCAGAGUGCAGCGUGCGCGAGGCCUUCGUCCCAUGGACAUCCACGGUCUGACAGAUUCGUUCUGCAAGCUAAACAUCCUCCCAAUUGCGAUCGGGAGCCCGUCCCAGCGACUCAGGACAAAAACUGUUCACAAGACCCGGGAUCCGGAGUACAACGAGAUGGUAACAUUCUACGGCAUCACGGAGACAGACAUGAAAAAUGGCAGAGCACUUCACAUAUUGGUACUUCAAGACGACCGAGCGGGCAAGGAUUUCCUAGGAGAAGCCAAGCUGCCGCUCUGUCAGCUUCAACCGUAUCGAAUGAUCCACUACAAUGUUUAUCUGGAGAAUCACUGCCAGGUGGACCACGAAGAGGAAGUUUGGGGCGAGGAUCUGAGUCCAAGGGGUCAAAUUCUGGUAACCCUGAGCUACAGCACUCGCCGACGCGCCCUCUUGGUCAACAUUUUGCGCGCUGCGAAUCUGCCGGCAAUGGACAGCAACGGGUUCUCUGACCCCUUCGUGAAGCUGUACCUGAUAAAGCGGCCGGAAGACAACUCGCAGCAAACGAGCGGGUCCUUCUCCAACAUCCAGUACAACAAAAAGAAGGAAUCUCGAAAACCAACUUCCGCAAUUUACAACACAGGAAUCAAGUGGAAGACCCUAAACCCAGAGUGGAACGAAGAGUUCGCUUUCGAGACACGGCUCACGGAUCUCACCAGUCAGAUGUUGUGUCUCUCCGUUUGGGACAAGGACCUCGGAAAGAGCAACGAUUACCUGGGAGGUCUCAUACUGAGCUGCAGCAGCAAAGGAGAGCGUCUGAGACAUUGGAUAGACGCAAUCAAAUUCCCGGACCAUCGCCAUCAAGCAUGGCACAGUCUGCAAGAGGAUCCCAUCCCAACAGAAUGAGUAGUCACUAUAAAUCGUGAGCUAAUAAUUUGUUACGAUGUGCACUAUACGCAAGUAUAAGGUUAUCGCGAAAACAUGUCGCAAUAUAAUAUUGUAAGUCUCGUGAGUAUAAUUACAUUCCGUGCCAAAGUAAUUUGUUUACUCUGCAACUGACGUGAAGUAAAGUUUCUGCAAUGCAAGAUGAGUUUAUAUGCUGAAUCUGUAACAACCAAGUUGAAAUCGAAGGAUUUAUUCAAAGUCAUUCAAGAUCUCUGUUUCUAGUAAAUAAACUGGCGAUGGGCGUUUUCUAUUAAACAAAAAAAUUAUAAUUAAUUAAUAAGGUAUAAAUGUUUGCCGAAUGUAUAAACCGUGGUGCGCAUAUAAUAAGUGAUAAACUAAAAAUCUGAUUGAAUUUUUUUCAAAUUUUUGUGUCACGUCAAUGGAACUAGGGAUUGCCAAUUUCUUAUUUAUAACAAGUUGAAUGAUGAUGAAGUUUAGUGCAAUAUUAAUCUUUACAUGCUAAUCGAAUAAAAAGUAAUUCAAUAGUUGGCUAGAUUGUAGUGUGAUUUUUUUGGAUCAUAAAAGAUGAAUUUGUAGGCAAGAAAAAAGGCCUCAUAAUUUAGUAAAUGAUUAAGGACGUGAGUCACAGGCAGACUGAUUCGGAUUGUUUGAAUUGUGACCCAUAUUCUCAACAUUGAAUUAUGUGGUUUGAUACUCUUAUAUAGAUGAAAAUUGUUGACAUUAAAGUCUCCUUCCAGCCAUUGUAACAAUGACAAAUAUUAUUACACAUAAAUCGAUUUAUCUAAGCUGUUCAAGAUAUAAAAUGAAACAUGUUGAAAGAAAAUAUAUACUUAUAUAUAUAUAUAUACAUAUAUUUAUUAUGUAUAAUGUACACAUUAGAGUGGCCGUUUUUUCAGCUUUGGCAAAACUUUUUCGGUCACCGCUUAAGAAUGUGAUCAAAAUGUGUGUAAAGUUUGAAAGCGUUCAAAUAAUUUUAACCCGUGCCGUCGAGCGAUUAAAAUUUUAAAUGAAAAAUGUAUACAUGUUUUCGAUACCAAUCCUUGAAUGUAUAUUGCACACGUAAUACCAAUCGUAAAAGUCGAAAAUUUGGUAAUUUUUCUACUUACAAACAUUACAAAGAUAAUACAGAUGGGUAUUUUCAAUUUUUCAAACUUUUUGAUCACGGCUCAAAAAAUCUGCAAAAAUAGGAUUUCAUAUCUCAUAGUGUGCGCAAAAAGUGUGCCGAGUUAAAAAUUCUUUUCACCGAUAUUAUACUGCAUGUCUAAUAGCAUAAGGUCGUAAAACGCUCUCUGACGACCUUUUGUUGUUGAAAAAGGCAAAGGGGCGUAUAAUUUUUUUUUUCAUCGUAUCCAAGCUUAAAGCAUGAAAAUAUGGUCAGAAACGUUGAAAUUGAAUUACCAUUUAAUAAUGAUCAAAUGGAAGGUCGUGUGUCCUGGUAGAUAUGAGCUUCUACUAGGUAUUGAUUCAAUCAUAAAAAUGUCGACUAAUUGUAAGACGACUAGUUCCUUAAGAUUGCAUCUGCUGAAAAUAAAUUUUUUCACUUUUCUCGGGCUCAAGUAUUAAUUCAUCAACUAAAAGCGAAAGGUCGUACGUACUGAUAGAUACGACCGUUAGGUUCUGGUAAAAUUUGAAAAAAUUAUCUACUACGGUAAUUGCAUAAAGGCGUAACUGCCAAAAAUUAUUAUUUUGUUAUUCCUGUCAUUCCGGUAAUUGAUGAUUCGGAUAAUCAAUGUUCAGAAAAUUGACAUGCUCACUGUUUAACUUUUUGUUUUUAUUGUCGAGGAUUAAAAUUUUUUUAAAGAUUUCUGAAUUGUUGCAGAUUUUGAUUCAUCUGUGGGAUCUAGUGAUUUUUUUUUUUUUUUUUUUCUUUAAGAUGGCUGCGACCUUUUGUUCUGAUCUUUUUUUUCGUGUAUAC